AUAGAAAUUUGUGUAAAAAAUUGAGAAAUUUAAAGGAAAAAUUUUAAAAAAUAUAUGUAAAAAGUAAUGAUUCUUUAAACUAUAUAAAGAAAAAGCAAGUUCUUUAUACAAGGGAGACCAAUUAUUGGGUUUACCUUAUAGAAGGAAUCAUUCCCUUAGGAAAGUUCCUAAAACUGUAUAGCUAACAUAGUGCCAAACAAUUUUUCCUAUAUUUCCUGUUGAAGACAAGCUGGUGUUUAAAUUUGUUUGCGGAAAAAGUGAAAUCUAUACUGUCAGAGAGAGGUAGUACCUUGCUUGCUGGUGGUUAGCGAUUGAUUGUAUCAACAACUUAACAUAGAGUAUUUUCAGUCAUAGAUUAUAUGUUUAUGUUGUUCAAGACCUAAAUUGCUACGUGAAAAUGGAGCAAUGUUCCUCAUCUUCAGGGAGAAAGCGCAACCGCAGAAGAAGAAGAAAAUCUUUUGGUACUACAUUAAAAACACGCUAUACUAAGGCCUGUUUAAUAAUGUCCAAAAUUAAAGAUAAUAAACUUAAAGGUACGCCUCAUGAAAAGGAUCAAAUGGAUCGUGAGAAAUGUGAACUUAUCAUUGAGGAAUACCUUAAGUUUCAAAGAACUCAAGCAGACCUCAAAAAGAAAGAAGAACUGACAAAGGUGGCCCAAGAGAAGAAGGGAAUAUGUUUAAAUAAGCAGAGUAAUGUGAAAAUUAAACAAACUAUUGUUAAGAAAGAAGAACCGACAAAAAUGACACCGGAAACUAGUUUAAAUCAGCCGAAUGAAGUGAAAAAGACAUUAGCUAUAACAAAAAAGGAAGAGCAGACAGAGAAGGCGCAGGAGAAGAGAGAAACAAGUUCAAAUCAACAGAAUGAAGUGAAAAAGACUUUGUGUGUAAUGAAAAAGGAAGAGCAGACAAAGAUGGCACUGGAAAGGAAGGAAACAAGUUUAAAUCAACAGAUUGAAGAGAAAAAGCCACAGGUCAACAUAAAAAAGAAGAAGCAGACAAUGAUGAUCUCUGACAACAAAGGAAUAAGUGUAAAUCAACAGCUUAAAAUGAAACCAAUACAAGCCAUAACAAAACAGCACCAUUUGCAGAUGUCAACCUAUAAAAUUAGUAAAAAUAAUCUUUGUAUGGCUUUGGUUAACGAAAAAGAAGGAAAACUACAACCCGUAAUGGUCUCCCAAUGGCCAAUGAUUGAAAAGCGAAUUAGUGAUAUACAAUUUAAAUAUAAUUUACACAAUAAAAACGCUCCUAUACCACGUUUCAAAUCGGGUGAAAUAUAUCGAGGCUACUAUUUGAUACAGUGUCAGGAUGAGUUCUCCAAAGAUUUUCUCUGCAAUUGUAUAGAACAAGUAAAAGAUGAAUUUCAGGGAUUAUGUUUAAAUGUAAUCGAAAUAUAUAAAAUACCAAAUGAUAGUCCAUUUACGGCAACUUUAGCGGUAUCUAAUGAAAUUCAAACAGCUCCUAAACGAUCAACUUCACCUCCGGUAUGGCGCAAAUUGUCACAAUCAACAUCGGCUGCUGAUAAACAUCGUUAUUAUCUUGGUUCUUUGGAACGUAUGAAAUUGUUUAAUGCAAAACGUAAAUUAAAUCAAAAUGAAAGAAGAAAUGAACGAAAAUGUCGUCGUGCCAUUAGGAAAUAUGAACAACGUAAUGGUUUGCCCCUUACACAACCUGUUAAUGGUGCCAAUGGAAGAUCACAAGAAAAUACUCAAGGUUUUCAAUUAUCUGUUAAUUAUUUUGAAACAGAUAACUUUGGUGAUCCUAGGCAAGAGUUUUGUCAAGGCAACUGGACUGAUGAGACAAAUAGGAAAUGCUUUCCUGAAGAAGAGCAAAAUACUCGAAAUUGGGGUGCUAAUAGUUCUUGGAACUCUGAAGAAAUGAAGCCUGAAAGUUAUACACAAAUGAUCGAUAAGUCUUCUUUAAAUAGAUCUAACUUUGGAAAUAACUAUGAAUCAGAAUUGGAAGUCGGUGGAAGGCCAGAAAGUACUUGGUAUAAUGGUGAUACGAAAACAGAGAGAUUGUUUGAAAGAAGACAAAAAUCUAGCCCUAAUAAUUGUUGGUACUUUGAGGAAUCUCCGACAAAAAGUUUCAAUGAAAAUAACUUUAAUCAGGAACCAAAUUUCCGUACAAAUCAAACGGCUAAUGGUUUGUGGAAUGAUUUUAAUCCAGAAUUUGAGAGCAGACAUGAUCUAAGAAGAAAAUCCUCUUUCGCUGGAAAUAAUCUGGAAACGGAGGAAACUUGGAGGCCAAACAAAUUGGCAAAUACUAAAUGGAACUAUGACAAUGAAACAGGAGAAGACAACGAAGCUCCUAAAAACCAAUUUAAACUAGAGUUUAACUCCUCUGCUGAAAGAUCUCAAUCGAUUAGGGAACCUUAUAAAUCACAUACUGAAACAAGGAACUAUGGCUAUGACCAAGCAGGAAAGAAUGCUUCUCCAAAUAGCCAAAUUAUGAGAACUCACUUUCAUCUAGAAACCCACAAUUACCCUCAACAUUUAGGCUCUCCUUCGCAGCCAAGUUCUAGCAGAAAUAUGAUGGCAAAAAGUAUUUGGAAUAACUCUGAAACAAAUGAAAGAUCUCCAUCAAUUAACAAACCUAAUAAAUCAAACGCUGAAGAGGAAUCAACUAAAAUCCUUUUGGAAAAACGUAUUUUUGAACUGUUAAAUGCUUUAAGUGGAGACAAUGUAGAAGAGGAACCCUUAAAGCUUCCAAUUACUCAAACUGAAUUAAAAAAUUCCACAGAACUUGCUUGUCAGACGUUGGGAAAACGUAAGACUGAUAUACCAUCAACAGAAGUGAUAAACCUAGACAGCGACCAAGAGGAGGAUGAAGAGAAGGAGGAGGAGGAGGAAAAAGCUGAAAAAGAAUAUUUUAAAGCCUUGGGAUUUCUAAAGAAACUACAAGGACGUCGUAAUCUCAAUUCUUUAACGGAACAAGAGCAAUUCUUUAAAGAAACCAGUGAAUUUAUAGUGAAACAAUAUCAAAAUAAAUUUGGUUCAAAACAGGAGACAACGGCAACUGAAAGCAAAGGCAAACGAACAAGAUGGAGCUCAUCAUCUCUUGAACAAGCAACCGAAAGUAACAGCUUAAUGCAAACUAAUAACUCGAUUAAUCCAGCUCUUUGGAAUCCAACAGCAACAUCACCAUAUCCCUCUAUUAAAACUCAACCAGAACUACAAAUUGCUAUAAUAGAUCGUCUUAAACCUGAUCUACGAAUCGCUCAACAUUUAUGGUCCGAAAUGGAAGAAAAUCUUAUUAAAGCUUUACACUAUGAAGUCGAAAAGACUAACAAUACCAAUAUCACCCAAUUCGAUGCUAUGCACUGGAAAUAUGGUGUUAAAGUGAUACAAUGUGAAAAUAUGGAAGCUUUAAAUUUCAUUAAACGUUUCAUCAUUAAACAAUCGCUACAGAAUCCCCAUCAACAAUACGAUGUUAUACCCAUUAAGGAGCUGCCCAAACGUUCUAUAGUUAAAGUUUGGAUACCGCCACCAAAUGCCGAAGAUAUGGCCAUUUUAAAAAUAAUAAAAGCACAAAAUCAUAGCUUAUACACCAGCUGUUGGACUCUAAUAAAUAGUCGUGAGAGAUCGCAUAGGAAUGGUAAAGAUUUGUAUAUAAGUAUUUCGGCUACAUCGGUGGAUAGGUUGAGAAAUUGUCGCGGGGAAAUACGUUAUGGUAUAAAUCGUUUGAAAAUGGAACUGCCAGAAGAGCAGAAUUUUAGAGCGGAACAAUAAGUUGUUCUCUCAGCAGGAGUUUUGAAACAAUGUAAAUACUUAGAAUAAAAAUCUUGAAGUUUUUUCCUAUAAAUAACUUGAAAAAAUGGCUCUGGAAUGUUUGUAUUCUUUUUUUACAAAUACACAAGAUUUAAUAUAAUCCUGUGAAAUAAAUAAAUAAUACUAUUAA
This is a messenger RNA of Lucilia cuprina (Australian sheep blowfly), 3896 nucleotides long. RefSeq lists its product as uncharacterized. The transcript has 3 exons. Bases 398 to 3727 code for a protein of 1109 amino acids. The record is from RefSeq and is a predicted model, not a curated record. Lineage: Eukaryota; Metazoa; Arthropoda; Insecta; Diptera; Calliphoridae.